Molecule: messenger RNA, 3924 nt
Organism: Siniperca chuatsi (mandarin fish)
Lineage: Eukaryota; Metazoa; Chordata; Actinopteri; Centrarchiformes; Sinipercidae
Gene: ralbp1
Product: ralA binding protein 1
Exons: 9
Coding region: 210-2333 (707 amino acids)
Biological process (GO): small GTPase-mediated signal transduction; endocytosis; positive regulation of GTPase activity
Cellular component (GO): membrane
Molecular function (GO): small GTPase binding; GTPase activator activity
Source: RefSeq, a predicted model, not a curated record
CAUUUGCGGUGAAAGCUCCAAACAAUUGAAGAGUUUGCUUUCGAACUACAUUUCCCAUUAUGCACUAGGUGCUACCGCGCAAGCGCAGAUGGGUUUAUUUAGUACACAGACAUCCGGAAGCUCCACUCUGGGAUUGACCGAACGGGAUAGUACUUGGUGUGAUGGAGAGGUGAUGUGCCAGUCAGAGGAGUGAUAAGGCCAGAGCAGCAAUGACUGAGUGCUUCCUGCCCCCCAGCAGCAGCCCUGCAGAGCAGCGCAGGGCUGAGCACCCAGGGGGUGUGGCCCGCACCCCCAGCUCUGAGGAGAUCAGUCCCACCAAGUUCCCCGGCUUGUACCGCACCGGGGAACCAUCGCCGCCUCAUGAUGGCCAUCACCACCAUGAGGCACCUGACGCCUACGUUUCAGACGAUGACAAAGAGCACAACAAGAAGAAGAACAAGUUCAAGAAGAAGGAGAAAAGGACGGAAGGCUACGCCGCCUUCCAGGAAGACAGUUCAGCAGACGAAGCCGAGAGCCCGUCAAAGAUGAAGCGCUCCAAGGGAAUCCAUGUGUUCAAGAAGCCCAGCUUCUCCAAGAAGAAGGAAAAGGACUUCAAGGUGAAGGAGAAGGGCCCCAAGGAAGACAAGGGCAAGGAUAAGAAAUCUAAGGACCUGACGGCUGCAGAUGUGGUUAAACAAUGGAAGGAGAAGAAGAAGAAGAAGAAACCGACAACAGAGGCAGAGCCAGUCCCAGUGGAGACCCCCGCCUUCAGGCCCAUCUUUGGAGCACCUCUGGCUGAAGCUGUCAAGAGGACAGCUCUGUAUGAUGGUAUCCAGCUGCCAGCCGUCUUCAGAGAAUGUGUGGACUACAUCGAAAAUUAUGGCAUGAAGUGUGAAGGCAUCUACCGGGUCUCAGGUAUGAAGUCCAAGGUGGAUGAAUUGAAAGCAGCAUAUGACCGUGAGGAGUGCCCCUGCCUGGAGGAGUAUGACCCCCACACGGUUGCCAGCCUACUGAAGCAGUACUUACGUGAGCUGCCAGAGAACCUGUUGGGCCGGGAUCUGGCCCAGCGCUUCGAGGAUGCCUGCGGUCGGCAGGUGGAGGCCGAGAAGGUGACAGAGUUCCAGAGGCUGCUGGCCGAGGUGUCGCCAGACAGCAGACUCGUUCUCUCCUGGCUCAUCACGCACAUGGACCACGUCAUCGUCAGAGAGGCGGAGACCAAGAUGAAUAUUCAGAAUAUCUCCAUCGUCCUCAACCCAACCAUACAGAUUGGAAACCGUGUUCUUUACAUGUUCUUCACACACGUGAGGGAGCUGUUUGGAGACGUGGUCCUGAAGCCGGUGGUGCGGCCCCUCCGCUGGUCCAACAUGGCAACGAUGCCGGCGCUGCCUGAGACCCAGGAAAGCAUCAAAGAGGAGAUCCGACGACAGGAGUUCCUGCUGAACUGCCUGCACAGGGACCUGCAGGCUGGGGUGAAGGACUUAUCUAAAGAGGAGCGACUCUGGGAGGUUCAGAGAAUCCUGACCGCUCUAAAACGCAAACUGAGGGAGGCCAAACGUCAGGAGUGUGAGAGUAAGAUAGCCCAGGAGAUAGCAAGCCUCUCAAAGGAAGAUGUUUCAAAAGAGGAAAUGACUGAGAAUGAAGAGGAAGUCAUCAACCUCCUCUUAGCACAGGUGAGUCAUUCAAACACACAAACAUACGUGUUUAUAAAGAAUGAAAUGCUCUCUACUCAUGUUUCACUCUUACUAAGCUCCAUGUAUGCCAACUUGAGAUGCAAUAAUUUUGUGUUUUCCCCACAUUGUCUCAAUAAUCAGGAAAAUGAGAUCCUAACAGAGCAGGAGGAGCUGAUCUCUCUUGAGCAGGUGCUUCGUAGACAGAUUGCUACUGAGAAGGAAGAAAUCGAGAGACUGCGAGCAGAGAUUGCAGACAUACAGAGUCGGCAGCAGGGUCGCAGUGAGACAGAGGAAUAUUCUUCAGACAGUGAAAGUGAGAGUGAAGAUGAGGAAGAGCUGCAGAUGAUUCUUGAAGACCUGCAGAAGCAAAACGAGGAACUGGAGAACAAAAACACCCACCUGAACCAGGCCAUCCAUGAGGAGCAGGAAGCCAUCUUGGAGCUCCGUGUCCAGCUUCGCCUCCUGCAGAGCCACAAACUGCAGCAGGAACAGACCGUCCAGCCGCCGGCCGAGCAGGCCCCGCCCACGCAGCCGAGCCCGGAGCCCCGCAGCGAGGAGCCAAACAAACGCUCCAUUGCCGCGGUGGCUGCCGGUGCAGACACCGCCGCCUCGGCCAAUGGCAAGGCAGCUAAGGAUCCUUCAAAGCCCUCACCGAACAAAGACAGGAGAGACACCAACAUGUGAGAUGUCAUCUCAGUGAUGUAUUUGGUGGCUCUGCGCCGCUGUACGUCUCUACCGCUGCUCAGUUGUCCUGUAGUGCCACUUGUUAUCCACUGGAGAUUUCACUUCGCUGGAUCCAUCAGUUCAUUAGUAAUUGUGUCCACCAAGUGACAGCCGUGGAAAAAUCUGUUAUACUGUCUUUUGCGUCCUGACUCUUUUUUAGCAGAAAUCAAAUAACCUUGUUUCCCAUUUUCCCAUGCAAAACACAAACACAAAAAACACACAGCUGCUGUGAGAGACAAGGUGGACCAUAUUAGCAAAUUAACAGUGCCAAGCCAGUAUGAAGGAAGAAGCGGGGGAAAGGAGAAAUGAAUGGAUUUAUAAAGUAAGGGGGUGGAGGAGAGAGUAAGAGGUAGGCGCCUUGACGGUGUAUGACAUAAAGUUUAUUGGUAAGGGCUAAAGAAAUGAACAUAGACCAGAUAUAAUCUCAGUCCCCGUAUCUCACUAUGUCCUUUACCUAGAUGCAAAUUUGACAUGUUAGGAUAGAGACCACUGUGCCAUAACUGAAGAUGCCGGACUGGACACGUUUCCCCAGAGAACCACUAAUACAAAAGCUCUUUGAAUAAUGAAGAAUUUAUGAUUGGUCUAUCUAUAUAUUAUAUAUUUAAGUAGUAUUCUGAAGAAUACGGAUGACUAUUCAAGAAAUACAUUGAUUUUAAAUUACAGCUUUUUAGUAAUAUAUGAAUACAUGUAUAAAUAUAUUGUAGAUGCUUUCUUUUCUUUGAACAGCAGAUGCACAUAAACACAGUGGCGUUGUGCCUCGCAACUGACCAGUGGAUGAAAACAUGAACGUACAACAAAUGCGCAACAAAAAGAAUAUUCAUCACUGCAAAAUGUAGACAAACAGCUGGAGGCAGCGUUGUUACAGUCGCUCUGUGAAACAACACUCUGCUCUGUAGUGCAAUCAUCUUCUCGGUUAUCUCUGCCUCUCUUGCACAAACGUGGAAAAUGACAUUUCUCCAGUUUUAAGAUGGAAUAACAUCUGUAGUGAUGAUUAUUGUCGCCAAAAUGUGUGCAGAGACUGCAGAGAGGCUUGUUUAGUUUUGUUGUGUAUUUGAUUUUUUUUUUAACUCCUGAUGUGUGGAGUUUGUAUUCAUGGCAUCAGUUGAAAGUGAUUAAAAAAAAAAAAAAAAAAAAGAGGCAAGAUUACAAGUCAAUCAUUUCAUUUCACAACUGAUCCGUGACUAUUGCAAAGUACUGUCAUUGUUCAGUGAAGCAAAGGCCUGACUUACUUACCGUUUGUGUAUAUUAUUGUAAAAUUGCAAACAUACUGUAUUUUCAGCUCUUAUGUUUUGUCAUAUGUUCUGUUUUUUAUUAUUAUUAAUGACCUGUACGGAGUAUGCUAGCGUGACUGCCGCUUUGGUCACGGGCAAAUCGAAGCAAUCUCAUCUGGACUCAUGAUUCAACUUGUUAUUAAUCCUGUGAAACAGAUAAAUGCUAGAUUGGGCUCAGAAGCUUCUCAUAAGGUUAUUUUCAUAUUGUUCCAAGCUUUUGUAGCUUAUUGUUGCAGACAGAAUGAUGCUGUGAAGAAUAAAGUGUCGAUCCGAAUAAUUUA